Aureobasidium pullulans EXF-150 is the source of this 1193-nucleotide messenger RNA. RefSeq lists its product as uncharacterized. The record is from RefSeq and is a predicted model, not a curated record. The transcript has 2 exons. Gene Ontology annotation, biological process: ergosterol biosynthetic process. Lineage: Eukaryota; Fungi; Ascomycota; Dothideomycetes; Dothideales; Saccotheciaceae. Gene Ontology annotation, cellular component: endoplasmic reticulum membrane. Bases 99 to 905 code for a protein of 268 amino acids. Gene Ontology annotation, molecular function: Delta14-sterol reductase activity.
CUUGUUUCUGGUAUACGGCACUGGACCAGUUGAUCGUCAACUGAGCCCGUUGGAUUUGUUUGUAUCGAUCGCGACCGACAAGUCUUCCAACACAGACAAUGGAGAGAGGGGACACCCAGCAAGAGCUACCUUCCUGGUACCAGGACACCCGUAAGAAGGGCAUCAGCGUAGCAGGCAAUGCGCUUUUCACCAUCUUGCGACUCGCAGACCUGCCCCUCCAGUACUAUCUACUCUCGUCUGGACUAGGGCUAAGAGCAGUGCGUAAGCUGGGAGGUACAACCAUCUCGAGUCCAGUCACAUCGCCAGCGACUGCGAUCGGCCUCUCACCAUACCACACCCUUGUGUUUGGACUUGCAGUAGGUUCUGCCACGAAACAAAUCUACUGGUGUUUGGGCGUAGCAGACAACAAAUUCGAUCCGGGUUUCUCGACUAUGGUUGCUGUUUAUAACACAGUCUUGAACACGCUCAACACACUCUUGUCACUCUGGGCUAUUAGCUCAAAUCGACCAGCUUUUGCUGAUACCUGGGGUGAGCUCUUCACAUCCAAUUCGACCGUGGUGUUUGGUGCUGCAUUAUAUGGACUUGGACUUUGGACCGAGUGGUGGUGCGAAGUACAGCGCAAGCGAUUCAAGCAGAACCCAGCCAACAAAGGCAAGCUCUGUACUGAGGGACUGUUCGGGCUAGCGCGUAAUAUCAAUUAUGGCGGCUACACUCUGUGGAGAGCAGGCUAUAGCAUUGUAUGCGCGGGACUGCCUUGGGGCGUCGGCAUGUUCGCGUUUCUGGCUGGAGACUUCGCUGGACGAGCCAUACCAUAUCUGGAGACGUACCUCGCCAAAAAGUAUGGAGAGCAUUGGCGCCAGGUUAAGAAGGAGGUACCAUACAAGCUGUUUCCCUAUGUUUAUUGAAUAAUCUCGGGAUGUGGAGGAGGACAAACCAUUGAGGGACGGCCGUUGGGCAGCGAGAUGAAUGAUAAACUGAUACCAGCUAUAUUAUUCGAAUGUGAUAAUUAGCUGGAUCGAAGCUGCACGGUUAAACUGUUCCGCGACCAAUCACAGGCUGUCGGGCGGGAAAGCUAUCGCGCUGUAGGCUGCCAGGAACCUGUGGGUUGCCGAGCACAAGGACUUGUUACAAUGACGAUGGACUGCUUUGUCGCUGUCCAGGAAUGGAAGAAAUGAUGAUUGACUAUGGGAAAC